Molecule: messenger RNA, 2048 nt
Organism: Solanum dulcamara
Lineage: Eukaryota; Viridiplantae; Streptophyta; Magnoliopsida; Solanales; Solanaceae
Exons: 9
Coding region: 196-1743 (515 amino acids)
Source: RefSeq, a predicted model, not a curated record
UUUUUGUGAGCACAAAUACGACGCCGGGUCGGGUCAGGAGUGCAGUGUAAUAGUAGUAUACGACGUCGCCCCGUGCCAGUUUCGCCGUAAGAAGCAAGUUUGAACUUUCACUAACUAGAUCGGAAUCAAUUUGUUCCCCUUACCAAUUUCCGGCUGUGAAAAUCAAUAGCUACAUCGACCCUACGAUCUUCUCAGAUGGUGGACGACACGACGAAACCUUCGACUGAAGAGAUUGUGGAAAAGAACGAAGAAGCUCAGCAACCUCCAGUGCCAGGAAGCGCCGGCAGUGGUGGAGGCUGGGGAGGCUGGGGAUUUUCUGCGUUUUCUUAUAUCUCGGACAUUCAGAAAGCUGCUACCACCGCUGCUGAAGAGAUCUCCCGCAAUGCCGUUGAAGCAGCUAAAACAGCUGCAAAAAGCCUUGCAGAUGUGCACAAUGCUCUGGAAGACACUGAAUCCUUGAAAGAGGAUGACCGAGAAGUAUUGGUUGAAGAGGAAAGUGAAGAUGAGAAUGACAAAAAACGUAAGGCUGCUUUAGAAAAAUUAGAGAAAGCUGGUGAAGACUCAUUGCUUGGCCAGGGUUUGAGAGUUAUUGACCAUUCAGUCGAGAAUUUCACUUCAGGAGCUUGGCAAGCAUUAGGAAAUGCAUUCAAAGGAGGUUCUGAUUUAGUCCACAAGCUUGAAAAUUCGGCUGCAAGUAUUGCUGGAUCAGUUCAGCAUGGUGGCUUACCUGCCACAACUGGUUCCGUUGCACCAUCCAUACUAGAGACUGGAAAAGCUUUUACUGCUAAAGGAAUGCAUGUGCUUGAGCUACUUGGAAAAGAAACUAUGGAUCUUCUGAUCUCAGAAACUGGUAUUAGAGUUGACCCAGGUUCCAAAGAAGGGGGAGGAGAAGCAAAUGAAGAUCAGUUUUAUGAAGAAGUUACAUUUGAUAGAUGCUUUUAUAUAUAUGGAGGUCCUGAGCAAUUGGAGGAGCUGGAGGCAUUGUCCAACCAUUAUGCUUUGUUGUUCAACAGAAGAAAAGCAAAGAUUCCAUCUGAUCAAAGGUCUUCAUAUGAUGGAAAACUUAAAGAGGUUCAGCAGAUUUUUGACUUGAGUUCUGAAGUAUAUGGAAGUGGUAAAGAGUCGGGAAAAGGGAAGGAAGUUGAGACUGGCAUUGCAGACAGCACAGAUGAGGUGAAGAAUUUGCAUGAAUCUAGUGUGAACAAGGCUGCAGAAUUGGCAGCAGGAUUUACAAAUGUUUUGGUUGGACUAGCUCCUAAUGACAUGGUUCAAAGGACUAGUCGAAGACUGGAUACUCUUCAUUCAGAGGGUGUUCAUAGACUUUCAGAGUUGUGUUGUUUUGCUGCGACUCAACUUGUAAUGCUUGGGAAAUCAAUCAUUUCAACUGCAAAUAAAGUUGCGGACCAAGAUGCAAAUGCGGAAAUUGUGAAAAUGGAAUGGCCUGAGGAUUCAAUUGAAAGAGCUAAGGUAAUCCGAAUGAAGGCAUGUUCAAUGACUGGAUGUGUUGAAGCAGUUUCUUCCAGCUUUAUUACAGGGAUAUCGGAAGUGGCCGAAGCAUAUUUAGCAGCAGCGAAGGGUCUAUGUGCUGAUUCACAUGAGGUUCCACAGAAAUCAAUCCAGGAGAAGGCCAAUGCAUAUGCUGAGAAUCUUCGUGCAGCUCAUAGCACAGCCAUAGGCAAAAUUCAGGAUGGCCUUAAUUAUUUACCCUAUGUGGUCAUCUCAACCUCAAUGCCUGCUGCUUGAAAAAAUUCUUGAUGCAAAAUUUCACACUUAGUGCUUCUUUUAGCUUUCGUUUUUCUCUCUCCUCCUCCUCCCCUUCCCCUUCCCCCUCCCCCCCCCCCCCUCCCUCUCUCUCGUGUAAAUAACUGUAUUUGGUAAGUUCUUCCUAUACCUUUAUCCCUUGAGAUUGUACAAUCUGGGAGUGCUGUCUUCCUUUCUUCAUAGGAUGAACUUGUAUGAUAUCUUCAUCAACUCUUAGCUACAGAGAGUGUACUUUCCUUUCUGUUUUUAUCUUAAGGAAAGAAAUAAAUUUUAUUUUGAUGGACGAA